AUGAAUGAUCUCAAACAAUCGAUUGCAUUUAAUUCAGACAUGAAUAAUAAUAAUUUAAUUGAUUCAAAGGAACAUGAAUUAAUGAUAAUAAAUGAUAAUGAAAAAAUGUUUACUAUUGGUCAGAUUAAAGAGCUUCAUAUGCUUAAUUUUAUGUGUCAUAAAAAUUUUUCCAUACAGUUUUAUCCUACUCAAAUGCAAAUUAUAACUGGUGCAAAUGGUUCAGGAAAAUCAACUAUAGCAAAUGCAAUUUGCCUUUGUUUGGGUGCACAAGCAAGAACUACUGGACGGACAUCAAAUAUUCAAUCCUUUAUAAGAAAAGGAGAAACAUCAGCUCAAUUAACAAUUACAUUAGCAAAUGAGGGACAAGAAGCAUAUAAACCAGAAAUUUAUGGUAAUCAAAUUCAAAUCAUUCGAAAAAUUGGUUCUCGACAGUCUAGUUACGUAAUUUUAGGUGCUAACCAUAGAAUAAUAAGCAAACGUAAAGAAACAAUAGAUGAAAUACUACAAGCUCUAUCUAUAUCUCCUGAAAAUCCACUGUGUAUAUUACAUCAAGAUAUAGCAAAAACAUUUUUGAUAAAUAGUGAUUCAAAUAAAAAAUAUCAAUUUUAUAUGAAAGUAUCACAAUUAGAUCAGAUGAAACAAGCUUAUGAGCAAAGUAUUUGCACUGUUCAAUUAUUAACUCAACGAGUUAAUACUAUGAAAGAGAAACAUAUUGAUAUGCUUAGAGAAUUAGAACCAUUAGAACAAGAGGUUAAACAAAUUGAACUUAGACGUGAUUAUGAGGGUGAAAGACGUGUAUUAGAAAAGGAAUUAACUUUAGCUCGUGCUGAUCAAAUACAAGAGAAAAUAAAUGAAUUGCAAAAUGAGUUAGAUGAAAUAGAAACAGAUAAAUAUGAAAUUGACAAACAAAUCACUGAAUAUAAUAUAGAAUUUAUUAACAUGGAACAACAAUUAAAUGAUUAUUUUAUAGAAAAGAAUGAUUUAGAAAAAGAUACAAAUAGUUUAAGAGAAUUAAUAAUGCAUUUUUCCAAACAAAAAAAUGAUAUUCAACACAAAAUUCGUUCUUAUAUACAAGAUUGUGACGUUUAUAAAAAUAUUUUAACGGAAGUUGAACUCAAACAAAUAUAUUUACAACAACAAAUUGAUAAAUAUGAAAAUUUAAAUCGACAAUUAGAUAAUAGUGAUCAACAACGUCUAAAAAUUGAUCAUGAAAUAGCAACUCGACGAGAAAAUCAAAUUGAAUGGGAGAAAAUAAUAAAUUCAUUAACGAAUGACAUACAUUCAAAUGAUAAUGAUAUUCGUAAUAAACAAUCGGAAAUUGAUUAUCUAGAAAAUGAAGUAAAACAAAAAAAACAAGAAUUGGAUGAAUUAAUUAUAAUUGAUCAAAAUCAAACAGAUAUCUAUGGUUUAUGGAUGUCAAGUUGUCUAAGCGAUAUUCAAAAUGAACAAAGAUUUCAUAAGAAACCUAUUGGUCCAAUAGGUCGUUAUAUUCACUGCACUGAUCCACAUUGGGCAUAUGCUGUAGAAAAACAUCUUGCACCUAUUAUGCCUGCAUUUAUUUGUACAGAUAAUCAUGAUGAACAAAUUCUACUUGAAAUCUUAGCAUCAUAUUCAUCUGAUGAUUAUUAUCCACCAGUAUAUGUUCGAGCAUAUUCAGAUAAUACUCCAGAUAUAUCUGGAACAUUAAAACAUAUAAAACAAGCUAAUGUUAUAUCGAUUUAUGAUAUUUUAAAAAUUGAUAAUAUAACUGUUGAAUGUGCAUUGAUUGAUUUUAAACAAAUUGAAGCAACUAUUUUACUUGAAAAUUUAGAUGAAGUUAAACAAAUUCGAGAAAGUGAAAGAUUAAACUGGAAAAAAAUUGAUAGAAAAGUUAAACAAGUUGUUGAAGCUUGGACAUAUGAUGGAUCAAAUAUUAAAUUCGAUAAAACAUUUCGAAUUUAUACAAAUCAUAAACAAGCAGUUAAAUAUUUUUCAACAGAUAAUAAUCAGUCAUUAUCAAUUAAAGAAUUACAAAUUAACAUAAAACAAUUAAAUGAACAAAUUAAACGUAUGAAUGAAUCAAUAAAUAUAUUAAAAACCAUUCGACAAACAAAUAUAGACGAAAUGGAACAAACAACAAGAGCUAAUACAAAUAAUAAGAAUAAAAUUAGAGAACUAAUGAAGGAACUCGAUCGUCUUAAUUCUACAAUGCCGAUGGUUAUUGAUUGUUCACUUGAUGAAUUACAAGAAAAAGCUCGAAAUUAUGUUGCUACAUAUAAGGAUACACUUCGUAAAUACGAUGAAGCAAGAGAAAAGAAAGACAACAAUCUUGAACAACUUGCUAUUAUUGUAGAAAAUCAUGACAAUCUAACAAAAAAACUCGAUGGAAAAACUCAUCAAUAUGAACUUCUAAUCGAAAAACUUGAUACAAAAAAAUCUAAAUACACUGAAUUUCAAGAAAAAAUUAAAAAAUUAAAGAAACAAUCUCUUCGAUUUAAUAAACAGAUUCUUAAAUAUGAAACUAAAUUAAAACAAUUAAAUAAAAAACAUCGAAAAAAAUUUAAAAAUAGAAGUGCAAUUAUUCGAUCUAUUAAAGAUAUUCAACAAAAACUUGAUGCAAUUACUAAUUAUCUGAAAGCAAAUGAAGACACGAAUGAAAAACGUAGAGAAAUAAUUAAUGAAUAUCGAAUAAAACGUGAUGCUGCAAGAGAAUAUAAACAAACUUAUGAACGAUGUUAUCAACAAGUUGAACAUCUUAAACAAUUUAUUAAUAAACGUCAAGAAAGUUUUCAUACAAUAGCUGAUCGACAUCAAUAUUAUCUUCGUACGAAAUUUCAAAAAUUAAUGGAAAAAUAUAAUUUUGAUGAUACAAAUAUUAAUAUCGAUCAUAAAAAAGAAGAACUUGAAAUAAUUGUUAAUAUACAUCAGAGAAAUUUAAAAUCAUUAUCUGGUGGUGAACGAUCAAUAUCAACAUUUUGUUUUCUACUAGCACUUUGGCAAUCUAUUUAUCAACCAUUUCGUAUACUUGAUGAAAUUGAUAUUUAUAUGGAUAAUGAAAAACAACAUUCAUCAUUUGAUAUUCUUUAUGAAAAUACUUUACAAUAUUCAUCAUCACAACAUAUCAUAUUGACACCACAAUCUAUAGAUUCACAGUUAUGGAAUGAUUUAAAUGUACCGGUUUUUACUAUGCAAAUACCAAAACGUUCAUUAUGA
Messenger RNA from Adineta steineri, 3192 nucleotides. NCBI's taxonomy places the organism in Eukaryota, Metazoa, Rotifera, Eurotatoria, Adinetida, Adinetidae. The record is from the annotation of a GenBank genome assembly.